GUUGAGCUCGGACGCUGGAAGAUGGUCGCGAUGUGAAGACGGAGCUGCCAAGAUUCCCACGUGUUUUGGAGGAGUCAUUGCCAAAACAGAAAUACCAUGCAGAGCCAGGGUACGGCCACGAAGAAUAGGUUCAUGAACAGCAGAGCAUCCGGAAACAAAGCCUACAUUCCCACCGAUAUGGAACACAUUGCCAACGUCUUGACUCAUGCACUUUCCGUGAUUCCUAGUCUGAUGGGCCUGUUCCUCCUGCUCCAGCGUUCCAGCGACAAGCGCAAGUAUUUCAGCGGUUUCAUCUACGGGGCGGCGCUGGUUGCCCUUUUCCUCAUUUCCACCACCUUCCACUACGUCUUUUACACAAAAAGGUUCAGGUCUCUCAAAGAAAUAUUGCAUGUAUGCGAUCGAGCAGUCAUUUACAUAUUCAUAGCAGCUUCUUAUACACCUUGGCUGGUAUUAAAAGAUGUCGAGAGGAAUUUUUGGACUCAAAAUAUAAGCUGGAUUGUAUGGACAAUGGCUGUUCUGGGAAUUAUUUAUCAGUAUUACUUUCAUGAAAGGUACAAAACAUUAGAAACUCUCUUUUACAUAGUCAUCGGCGUUACACCAGCCUGUGCAAUGUUUUAUAUGCAUGAAUCUUCUGGCAUGUGGGAGCUGUGCAUCGGAGGCGUCAUCUACAUGACCGGCGUGGUGUUCUUCAAGUGCGACGGGCGCAUCCCGUGUGCGCACGCCAUCUGGCACUUGUUUGUCAACAUCGGGGCCACCUUUCACUUCUACGCCGUCUACAAGUACCUCAUUAACGACGAAGACCAGAAUUCUGUGCCAACACAGAAGGAAAUUCCAUCUUGAUGAAGAUGAUUGAUUGGUGAUGGCGAAACGCGUGACGUGAGCAUGUGACGAAUUCUUCA
Molecule: messenger RNA, 899 nt
Organism: Uloborus diversus
Lineage: Eukaryota; Metazoa; Arthropoda; Arachnida; Araneae; Uloboridae
Product: monocyte to macrophage differentiation factor 2-like
Exons: 7
Coding region: 97-840 (247 amino acids)
Cellular component (GO): membrane
Molecular function (GO): pore-forming activity
Source: RefSeq, a predicted model, not a curated record